UCUCCAACACUUCGUCUUCAAGUGUUUCAUCUCUUCAAAGUCCCCAAACUCGUCCAGGCCUUCCUUUGCAAUUGUCACCAACAAUUAUUGCAUAGCACUCUCAAGUUUCUUAACAACAAUGAAGAAAGUAGUGUUGAAGGUAGACUUAUAUGAUGACAGAAUCAAGCAAAAAGCUAUGAAAACAGUCUCUGGCAUUUCAGGGGUUGAAUCAGUGUCAGUGGACAUGAAAGACAAGAAAUUAACAUUAGUGGGAGACAUUGAUCCAGUACAUGUUGUGGGGAAGCUUAGGAAAUGGUGUCAUACUGAAAUAGUUUCUGUUGGAUCUGCUAAAGAAGAAAAAAAGAAGGAAGAACCAAAGUUAGAUGAUAAGAAGGAUUCAAUAAAAGUACCUGAACAUGUUAAGCUUUAUGAAGCCUAUCCCCUUUAUUAUCAUAUGACCCCACUACAGUCUAAUCAAUAUCACUAUGUUACAAGUGUGGAAGAGGACCCUAAUGGCUGCGUCAUCUGCUAAAUUGUAGGAGGCAUGAGAUGAAAAGCAAAUGCUAAAAGAAAUGUUAUUUUCCAUUUUUUGGGGGCUUUUUUUAACGAUUCAGAUUGAGGGAUGAAGUGCGUCCAAGAAG
This is a messenger RNA of Gastrolobium bilobum, 620 nucleotides long. RefSeq names its product heavy metal-associated isoprenylated plant protein 39-like. The transcript is spliced from 3 exons. NCBI's taxonomy places the organism in Eukaryota, Viridiplantae, Streptophyta, Magnoliopsida, Fabales, Fabaceae. Gene Ontology annotation, molecular function: metal ion binding. Bases 119 to 511 code for a protein of 130 amino acids. The record is from RefSeq and is a predicted model, not a curated record.